Messenger RNA from Trypanosoma conorhini, 1749 nucleotides. RefSeq names its product putative ATP-dependent DEAD/H RNA helicase. The coding region runs from base 1 to 1749 and encodes 582 amino acids. Gene Ontology annotation, molecular function: ATP binding; nucleic acid binding. The transcript has a single exon. Gene Ontology annotation, biological process: maturation of LSU-rRNA from tricistronic rRNA transcript (SSU-rRNA, 5.8S rRNA, LSU-rRNA). The record is from RefSeq and is a predicted model, not a curated record. Gene Ontology annotation, cellular component: nucleolus. Lineage: Eukaryota; Euglenozoa; Kinetoplastea; Trypanosomatida; Trypanosomatidae.
AUGCGACGGUGCUUUGCGUUGCUCUGGCGUCAAGAGAAGCGACUGCCACGGCGGUUUCGGGACGUUCCAGAGGAAUUCACGGACAUCCGCUCCUCCGAUUGCAGGCCGUUGGUCUUUACGCCGCGGCGGCCGGAGCCGCUGCGUGCGGUGGCGUCUCUCUCCGACAUCGUCGUUGAUGAAGCGGCGCUGCAGACGAGCUCGUUGCAGGAGCUUUCGCAGAAGCCGGUGGCAAAGCUGGACUCAGAGCGAAUGGGGCUUCCCCCACAUCUGGUGCAGUAUCUGCACCGACGCUUCUCGUCCGAGGCAUCUCCGCGUGAUGCCUCUUUGCGCGGCGGUGGGGCCGGGGCCGGCUUUCAGGGGUUGACGAUGGUCCAGGCGCGCGCUCUUCAGCACCUGUACGCCCAGCAGGACGUGGCCCUCUGUGCCCCGACGGGGACUGGGAAGACAUUUGCGCUGUGUCUGGCUCUCGUCGCCCGUCUGAUGCGGGAUGGGCCGAUGAAGCUUUUCUCUGUCUUGUUCCUCGCGCAGAACGACCACCUCUGCCGCCAGAUUGCGCGGUGGAUGCAGGAGAUGUGGUGGUUUGAGGCGGAUGACCGCUUGGUGUUUGCCGCCACCAGCGAUGUGCCCCCCAGCGUGGUGUACCAGCGCCUCACGCGGGAGCUCGUCCGCGACGCGGCGGGCAACGUUGUGCGCUCGCUGGACCGACGGCCAUACGUGUGCGUGGCAACGCCGGAGGUGUUCUGGGAGUUUUUUCAGCGCCGCAAGCAAUCCAUCCUUCGCCGUGAGGCGGCGGCGGGGCGCAGGAAGCACUCCUUCGCCCUCACCCCCGUGCUGCCGAGCAUUGACCUCGUGGUGGUGGACGAGGUGGACGACGUGCUCCCCUCCACCCGCCCGGACGCGGCGGGGAAUCUGCUCAUGAAGGAGCUCUACCGCUUCGUCAAGUACCAGGCGCCGGUGCAGCUGGUGUUCACGAGCGCCACUCUCGCGGGGUCAACCGUCAACCACGUGCGGCGGUUUUUGAAGAAGAGCGUGCUCGAGUCCAGGACCUCCCGCAUUUUUGAGAGCGAGAUGGAAAGCUUUGCCCAGAAGGCAAAAGCGACAGGGAACCUCUCAAAGGCGCGUGUUCCGGAUGGGAUUCAGCACCGCUUCUACACCGCCGACACCCUGGAGGAGCAGCGGGAGUGCGUGGCGGCCGCCGUGCGGGAGUCAGGGCCUGGCGAUGAGAGCCCCGCACAUCCAAUGGGGGAGAUGAAAGCGUUGGUGAUUUUGCCGAACUCUGGAAGCGUUGACCUCUUCGUUCAACGUGUUUUGACGCCCGCCCAGCCGGAUGACAAAUUUACAGUGGAGAUGCUCGACACGCUACAAGAGCCGCGUAAGCGGAGAGGCGGAAGAGAAGGCGUGGCUCGCUCAGGCCCACCUGCUGCGGCGUUAGACGUCAAUGCAUCUUCCACAGGCGCGAGGCCUGUUCGACAGUUUAUUCUCUGCCUUUCCUCUGCCGUUCGCGGCAUUGACAUCAACGACCUCACCCAUGUCAUGAUUUUGGCCACCCCUCAGUCUGCCUUGGACUACGCGCAUUGGUGCGGGCGUGUCGGACGGCUUGGAGGCUCUGGCGUCUCGGUGGUUAUCAUGAGCCGCUUUGCGGUGCGGAAGAUGAGCGCCUUUUGCGACACACUAAACAUUCCCUUCAAAGUGGGGCGACGGCACGACCGGGUCGACGUGGAUGCGGAAAGGCGAGCCCUUGGCCUUUAG